UAUAAAAGCAGUGUAAAAAGAAUCCGCGCAUCAUUUCUUGUCAGCCACAUAAGCGAUAUACUGUAACCAUGACAUUUGCGACUUUUACGCUUCUCGCCUGCAUUAUCGCGCUCAGCAGCGCCCAAGUUCUUUCUCCCACCGCUCCACUCCAUAAUGCUAGGAGAGCCGUCGAACCUAAACUUCUUGGCGGCAUUACUGACUGUGGUAUUGGUGAACUUGUUGACGUUCGUCUCUCUGGAUGUACCCAGGCCCCAUGCACGCUCAACGCUGGCCAGACCUAUCAACUGCAAGGCGACUUCCGUUCGCGCGAUCAGCACUGGAUCCUCCGUUAUGCUUUAAUUGUACACCAAGAAAACCAGUUGACUACAAUUUUUCCGGAAACCGCAGUUCCCGACUCCGUCGUGACUCCUGGGCAACUCUAUACAUUCACGCAUGACUUUGUUUUCAACCCCAGCUUCCGAGGGAAAUCUUACAUCAGGCUUGAACUUCAUGAAAACUGGAAACAAGAGUUCUGUCUCGUCAUCCCAGUCAACGUUGUUUAAAAGGAAAUAUGUAUUUCAAUAUUUUCAACUGAAAUAAUAAAGAAUUUGAAUUUA
Messenger RNA from Folsomia candida, 596 nucleotides. RefSeq lists its product as uncharacterized. The record is from RefSeq and is a predicted model, not a curated record. The coding region runs from base 69 to 542 and encodes 157 amino acids. The transcript is spliced from 4 exons. Lineage: Eukaryota; Metazoa; Arthropoda; Collembola; Entomobryomorpha; Isotomidae.